CUCGCGGAGUGACGAAAAUUUCAGGUGAUUUUCCUCUCUCGCAAUUCCCGCAGUCGAUUGUGGAGGAGAGUUUCGGAGUGUGCUGGAGAUUUGUGCGAAUUUCCCUAUCUUGAUACCUUCAUUCACUCACUAAGUACUCCCUUUUCACCCUUGAAUCACGCAAUAAGGGAAGAUGUAUUCCUCGUCGAUGAAUGCAAAGCAGGCUCAGCGAGAGCACGUCUUGGCCGUGUCUCGUGAUUUCAUCUCGCAGCCCCGACUCACGUACAAGACCGUGAGUGGUGUGAACGGACCUCUGGUCAUCCUGGAUGAGGUGAAGUUCCCCAAAUUCGCCGAGAUCGUGCAGCUGCGCCUCAACGAUGGCACCAUACGCUCUGGCCAGGUGCUGGAAGUGAGCGGCUCCAAGGCCGUGGUGCAGGUGUUCGAGGGCACGUCAGGCAUUGACGCCAAGAACACGCUCUGCGAGUUCACGGGCGACAUCCUGCGGACUCCCGUGUCUGAGGACAUGCUGGGGCGCGUGUUCAACGGCAGUGGCAAGCCUAUCGACAAGGGCCCGCCAAUUCUGGCUGAGGACUUCCUCGACAUCCAGGGACAGCCCAUCAAUCCGUGGUCACGUAUCUAUCCAGAGGAGAUGAUCCAGACGGGUAUUUCAGCCAUUGACGUGAUGAACUCCAUCGCUCGUGGUCAGAAGAUUCCCAUCUUCUCGGCCGCUGGUCUGCCGCACAACGAAAUCGCCGCCCAGAUCUGUCGUCAGGCUGGUUUGGUGAAGGUGACCGGCAAGUCGGUGUUGGACGAGCACGAGGACAACUUCGCCAUCGUGUUCGCCGCUAUGGGUGUGAACAUGGAGACGGCGCGUUUCUUCAAGCAGGACUUCGAGGAGAACGGCUCCAUGGAGAACGUGUGUCUCUUCCUCAAUUUGGCCAACGAUCCGACCAUUGAGAGAAUCAUCACGCCUCGUCUGGCGCUCACGGCGGCCGAGUUCUUGGCCUAUCAGUGCGAGAAGCACGUGUUGGUCAUCCUCACUGACAUGUCUUCGUACGCUGAGGCUCUGCGUGAGGUGUCGGCUGCCCGUGAAGAGGUGCCCGGACGUCGUGGUUUCCCCGGUUACAUGUACACGGAUUUGGCCACGAUCUACGAGAGGGCCGGACGUGUGGAGGGCAGGAAUGGCUCCAUCACUCAGAUUCCCAUCCUGACUAUGCCCAACGACGACAUCACGCAUCCCAUUCCCGAUUUGACUGGCUACAUCACUGAGGGACAGAUCUACGUGGACCGUCAGCUGCACAAUCGUCAGAUCUACCCGCCGGUGAAUGUGCUGCCGUCGCUGUCGCGUCUGAUGAAGUCCGCCAUUGGCGAGGGCAUGACCAGGAAAGAUCACUCCGAUGUGUCCAACCAGCUGUACGCUUGUUACGCCAUCGGCAAGGACGUGCAGGCCAUGAAGGCUGUCGUGGGCGAGGAGGCUCUCACGCCCGAUGAUCUGCUGUAUCUGGAGUUCCUCACGAAAUUCGAGAAGAACUUCAUCUCGCAAGGCAACUACGAGAACCGCACGGUGUACGAGUCGUUGGACAUUGGCUGGCAGUUGCUCCGUAUCUUCCCCAAGGAGAUGCUCAAGAGAAUUCCCGCUUCCAUUCUCGCUGAGUAUUACCCGCGUGACUCGCGCCACUAAGCGGAGAAUCUUGGUCUCUUCUGCUCAGGCGGGAAAGGUGUGCGUUGUAUGAUGGCUAUACAUACAGAAUAUAAAAUUGAUUUUAAUGUUAAUAAGAUAAAUUGCAAGUGCAAAAAAGAGAGAUAGAAAGGGAUAGUGUUAAGUAGAUUUCUUUGGAUCAUUCCAUCAACAUGAAGUAUUUUAAACUGAGUUGUCUUUCUUCGUGUCGUGAACGCCCUAAAUUGCAACAAAAAAAAAACAAUUCAGCAAGGAAAGCGAUGUAAAAAGCAAAAUGUAAUGUUAAAUAAAGAUCGUUAGAUGUUUCUUGGUUUCAAAAA
Molecule: messenger RNA, 1977 nt
Organism: Phlebotomus argentipes
Lineage: Eukaryota; Metazoa; Arthropoda; Insecta; Diptera; Psychodidae
Gene: Vha55
Product: V-type proton ATPase subunit B
Exons: 4
Coding region: 173-1660 (495 amino acids)
Biological process (GO): proton transmembrane transport; ATP metabolic process
Cellular component (GO): proton-transporting V-type ATPase, V1 domain
Molecular function (GO): proton-transporting ATPase activity, rotational mechanism; ATP binding
Source: RefSeq, a predicted model, not a curated record